AUGUCUGGAAGAGGUGCAUCGCAGCGAGGAAGACCAAGAAAUGUCAAAAACUUGAGGGGGAGUGAAGAAGAAAGGAACAAGAUUCUCAAUAUCGAAGAAACUCCUCGAAGAAUCAUUAGAAACACUCGAUUUGGAGAAAGAGGAACAAAACGGCCAAUUCAAACCUUCAAACAAGAAGAUACAUUUGUUAAUCCACGCAUUUCUACUAUUCAAAAGAAAACAAAAAUGCCUCAUCCUCGCAAUUAUUUGAAAAAAGAAAAUGUUAGUUAUCAAGAUGUAGACAUGAGUAGCAACUCCGCUUACCAACCAUAUGACAUCGAUAACACUUUUGAAACAGUCGGUGAAAAGAAUUAUGCAAUCAUGAAUUCUGUCAAUUUUGCACAACAAACACCACUUGGAAACUUUAACAACUACAGCCAAUUGGAACCAGAAUAUCAAUACGAGAUGCAAGAGACAGGAGCAUUGGAUGAGGAAGAAAUGGAUUUUAAUUUCGAUCAUACAAAAAUGCUGGAGAAAGCUGUUCAAGAACAAAGUGUGUUAAACAUCGGAAAGGCAGCACGACAAGGCAUUUCAAAAGGAACUAUCAGUGAAGUUCAACUUGAAGAAUUCUGUAGAAAUACUCGUCGUCCAAACAUCCCAUUAUUCGGAUUUUUUCAAGAAUCAGAAAAUAGUACUUCAGAUGAACAAGCUUCGUUGAGAAUGGGUCAGAUGAUGAUUAUGAAAAUGUCAACUACAGAUGUUCGUAAAAUUGAAAGCGUACAAGCGUCACUAAAUUCGCUUUCAGCGAAUUUCGCUAAACACACAAAAGUUGGAUAUAUCAAGCAACAAAAGAUGUCUCGCGAAUACGAAACCCCAGGUGUAGAAGGAUUCAAAGGAAUCAACCUAUCCCGUCUGUAUAAUACAUCAACACUUAUUGGAAAUGAUGCUCUGACUCAAUUAACAAACUUUUAUCAGAAAGUUUUCAAAAUGUUUUUCCACCCAUCAUACACCAUCUGGACAUACAGCUUCCGUCCAGCUACCGUCAGACUGACAGAUAAACAUUUCCGUGAAUUCCCUCUACAAAUUUCAGACACAUUAACAGAGUUCGGUCUCGAUAUUGCUGGCUUGCAUCUUCCUCAAGAACUUCUCGAUGGAGAUAUCAGUGCGAACCAUCCAUUUUUGCAAAGUCUCCUCAUUGAAGACCCUGUCACGGAAAUCAAAAGAAGAAGAAGAGAACGUGAAAAAGCUAUUUUCACUGCUGUUUGUGCUAUCGGAAGAACCCUAAAAAAUCUUCGUGCAUAUCAUUUCGACAUCGAGAAAAGCUGCCUCAUAAACUGUCCAAACGGGAAAAAUUGCAAAGAUCACUUAAUGUGGGAGCAGCUAAAGACAGUUCGCCUUCAAAAUAGAAACAACGGAGUGAGCACAAACGAAGCCGAUCCUCGAGAAAUCCUUUCCAAAUUCGCUUCAAUGAAAAAUCCGUCUAGCACUUCUCCAGUUGCCAGUUCAAGCUCAUCUACAGUUGCCCACAAACAUUAA
Molecule: messenger RNA, 1515 nt
Organism: Caenorhabditis remanei
Lineage: Eukaryota; Metazoa; Nematoda; Chromadorea; Rhabditida; Rhabditidae
Exons: 9
Coding region: 1-1515 (504 amino acids)
Source: RefSeq, a predicted model, not a curated record